Messenger RNA from Rotaria sp. Silwood2, 312 nucleotides. The record is from the annotation of a GenBank genome assembly. NCBI's taxonomy places the organism in Eukaryota, Metazoa, Rotifera, Eurotatoria, Philodinida, Philodinidae.
AUGCAAUUUAAAUUAAGACGUUUUCUAUUCUCAGGUAACGAUAUGGAAAUGCUAACAGCUCGAUAUGCUAAUCGUGAAUUAUAUUGGAUAAAUGCAAAUCGUUUAAUUCGUCGUGCAAUAUGGACAAAUAAUCGAACAUGGAAUGUAACAAAUUAUUUACAAAUAAGCGUUGGAUCACAAAGAAAUUAUAUUCUUGGUCUUACACUUGACUGGAUAGCUGGAAAUUUAUAUUUUUCUUAUAUAACAAAUUCAUAUGGUCGUUUAGAAGUUAAUCGUCUUGGUACAGAUCAUCGAUUAANUUAUGUUCGUUAA